Molecule: messenger RNA, 4227 nt
Organism: Tuber aestivum (summer truffle)
Lineage: Eukaryota; Fungi; Ascomycota; Pezizomycetes; Pezizales; Tuberaceae
Source: the annotation of a GenBank genome assembly
GCGUUCUGUCUCUACGUAUUUUUCUCUCUUCUCUUUUCGACCUCUCAUUCCCUUCCUCUCCUCUCUCUCUUCCUCGUCUCUAACCCUCUCCCCCUACUUGUCCAACCCACCCUUUUCUUCCCUUCCCUUUCCCUUCUCUGCUUCGUUCAUACAUAUUUGUUCCCCUGCUGAUACUGUCCCCGCUGUUUCUUUCUUUCUUCUCUCUUUCACUUUAUUCUCACGCGGGCUUUCGGGCUUCUGGAAAGUCGUAUCAUACUUUUAUUUUAUUUUAUUUUUAUUCCUUUGACGCGCCGUGUACUGUACUGUACCCUACGUGCGCGAGCACAAGUACCAUAUAAUACGGUAGACUUUAACUGUGCUGCUCUUGCUUAGUCCCUCCCCGAAAUAGGUCAGACAAGCCUCGUUGCGCUUGGCCCCCCCCUUGUACGCCCUACUGUACUCGUACAGAACUUGACUUCCCGUAAACUCGACGCCUCCAAUCCCUCUCAGCCGUUCCCGCUCUCUUUCUCCAAUUGUUUUUCCUGUUCUCUCUUCCACCGUCAUUCUUUCAAUCAACAAGCCUCUCCUCUCAUUGCGGGGCUUCUGGACCACCUCUUCUUCUUCCAGCCUUCUUCACUUCCUCUCCCUAUAUACUGGCGGGCAAUUAUACAGUACGAAGGGCACUUGCCUCCCGGGAUCAUCUUUUUUCACAUCUAUUAUUGUUAUUAUUAUUAUUACUAUUAUUACUAUUAUUAUUAUCCAUCUCGUUACUUUAUUAUUAUUUUAAUUUCUCCUUUCUGCUCGGAAUAGCUCCUUGAGGUUGUCAAACUGUCGAGGUUCGAGCCCUCGAUUGUCGGUGCUGAGAUGCUGAGCUUUAGGAGGGCAAUUGUGUUGUCCGUUUUCCUGUUAUUCUGUAUCUUCUACUUGUACCCACGAAGCCCUCGAUCCCCUCACGAGGCGGAACCCACACCCGGGCACCAUAAUUCUGGACACAAAGGAGCGGGUCAAGAACCAAAGGGGAGGAUACCGUCAAGGCCACACAUUCCCAAGGAAGCUAAGCAGCAACAGCAGUUAUCGUUAGCCGAGAUCAGAAACCUCCCUGUGACGGAGCAACUUGCCUAUCAGUUCCCCUACCAGGUGUCCUCAAAAUUCCCCGCGUACAUCUGGCAAACGUGGAAGUUUACACCCGCGAGUCCGGAUUUCGAGGAGAGGUUCCGUAUUACGGAAGCAAGUUGGACGGAAAAGCACCCGACAUUUGUCCACGAGGUGAGUGUUGUCAGAAUGAUCAGUUUUUUUCGUGUCUUUCGUUAACCCGUACAUCCUUCAGGUUAUCACCGACCUUGUCGCAAAAUAUCUCAUCGAGCACCUGUACUCGGCGGUCCCGGAUGUCCUUGAGGCCUAUCGAGCUCUUCCGCUUCCCAUACUCAAGGCUGAUUUUUUCCGCUACCUUAUUCUCCUUGCUCGUGGCGGUAUCUAUUCUGAUAUCGACACUCUGGCCUUGCAGCCUGCCCCGGAUUGGAUUUCGUCGAACUUCAAACUCAAUCAAAUCGGACUCGUCAUUGGGAUUGAAGCUGACCCAGAUAGGCCCGACUGGGCGGAUUGGUACUCCCGUAGGGUACAGUUUUGCCAAUGGACAAUUCAGUCAAAGCCUGGACAUCCGGUGUUGAGAGAAAUUGUAGCUAACAUCACCAUGGAGACAUUGCGGAGGAAGAAGGCUGGAAAGCUCCAGGGGGACCACAAUAGCGUUAUAGAAUGGACAGGACCUGCGGCUUGGACUGAUGCUAUCUUCGGGUAUUUCAACAAUCCGAAAUACUUUGACAUGAGCUCGUCAAAGGGCGAAAUUUCAUGGCGGAAUUUUACUGGAAUGGAGGAGCCUAAGAAGGUUGGGGAUGUCGUCGUAUUACCGAUUACGAGUUUCUCUCCGGGAAUUGGCCACAGCGGAGCGAAGGACGAAGACCACCCCAUGGCAUUCGUUAAACAUGAAUUUGAGGGUACCCUUAUUCCGUAGCAUAGCCCCUUGUGUGACUUCGGAGCUAACCCCACUGUCCCAGGUUCGUGGAAACCGGAGUCCGAACGUGUGGUAACUCCGGUAGAGGAAGCACAAGAGCAAGCAGGCCAGUAGUAAAUUGCGAAUCUCUACAAUUCAUCCGAAAAGCGAUUGGAACAAGCCAACCUUACGAUUUCUAUGAAAAAUUUGGGGCAAGAUUGACCCGUUGUUUUCCCCGGAAAAGAAAGAGCGAAGUGGAGUGAACGGGAGAAGGGAAAAGGAAAAGAAAAAAAAAUAGCAUGGUAGCAUAUAGACGGCGGACGGAAGGGUUAUUCCUUGUUUACUUUUCCUUUUCCAUUUUUCUUCUUCCAUCAUUCUCUUGAGCAGUUGAGGAGUCGUCUUCCCGGCGAAGAUCAAGAUCUUGCUUGAGAAACCGAUUCGGAGCGGUCUCUGGGUGCUGAGUACUGUGCUCUUAGCAGUAAGACACAUUCGUUCACAUCCUUUAUUCGCCUCAUUUGGCAGGGUUAGAGAGGGAGGGAGAGAGAAAAAAGGUAUCAACAGAUUUACACUUGUUUGUUUCAAAAGGCGUUGUUUUACUUUUUCACUUGUACAAACUUUUUUCCCAACCUCUCUAUCUCUUCCCCCUCUCCAUUGUAUACAUGUCUCGGGGGGUUUGAUGGAUGGCGUUUUUUCUUCUUUCCUUCUUCCCAAUAGUAUAUUCUUGUUGGUUAUUUGUUUGACUAUUUCUUUUUCUUCUGCCCCCCUCCACCUCAGCGUCUAGGUAUGGUAAACCUGGAUUCGUGCAGAAAUGCAAAUGCAAUUAUAACGAAUGGCAUUGGUGUCCCCGGUUGAGUCACCUGAUUUUAUGUGACUCGUGGCGUAUCAGUGCUUGGUGUGCCGAGUGAUUACUGGUGAACAGCCUUCAGGACGACGCCUGAAAGUUACUGUGACCCAGUCUUUGUGAUCCGACUCUAGUAGGUCCGUUACAUCCAUCUAUCCGAUCCGAUCGACCAAGCCUUACCCAUCCCUGGUGCUGGCUAAAAUGUAUGCCCGCAGCUGGAAUGCUGUACUCGAUCCGUUCUCCCUUCCCCCCAUGGGCGUGCAUUCGCAUAGGGUUGCCGGUGCUCGAGUAUUGAGGGGCUAAUAGGCGGUUCACCUCACUCCCCCACAAACCAACCAACCAUUUAUCCAUCCAUCCCCACAUCACCCAGCUAACCGAUGGACUAACCAAGUGCUAAUGGAGAGAAGAAAAAAAGGAGCUGUCCGUUUUAUAGAAAAAAAACCCGAAAGGAGAAAAAAAAUCGAUAUAGAAAAAAAUCGGACCCGGGAAAAACCAACCAACAACUCAUUCAUCCAUUCAUUCCUCCGCCAUCCUCAACUUUCUAGAGAGCAACUUAUCAACCUCGAGUGUCCGCUCAUCCCACUCGGCAAAGCACUCGUUAACCCCCUCGACCCCAAGGAGGUACCACCUCUCCAGCAAGGCUGCACUGCGUCUCCUCAACUCGGCGAUCUCCCGCGCCUGCGUCUGCUGCAUAAUCUCUGUGCGGUUGAUGCGGGGAAGAAGGGCGAUGAGGUCGGCGGAUACGUUGGGGUCAGGGAUCGGAGUGUCUCGGAUCGAGGUCAAUUGAGAGGAGGUAGCAUGUAUGGAUGGAGCAGCGGUGAGGGCUGUGGAUAGCUUCUCGCAGGGAGUCAGGGUUGACGACGAGGAUGAGGAGGUUGCGUGAGGAUGAGUUUGUGCGGCUUUGAAGAUUUCGGGGCAGUUUUUGUCUGCUGUUUGUCAACGGGUCGGCGUGGAGUGGGGAAGGGGAGGAGGAGUGGCUGACGUAGAUCAAUCAUUUCCUUCACGGUGGUCGACUUCCUGCAUAAUUUGGCCAGGUCGUGUUCCAGUGCUGCCAACCGGGCGUGCACGGAAUUCUCUCGUCCGGCGUUUCGGAGGGCGAAGAGGUCGCUGACGGGGUCUUCGCUUGUGCCAGAAAGGACGAACUCGAUUCGGCGUAAGCGAGUUUCUAGCGAGCGGACCGUUUCUUCCGCCACCUUGUCGAGGGUGUUGGCCAUUCUUUUCCCCCUUCCCUUGUUCCUCUUAAUUCGGGGUUCGCUUUCUUUCUCCUCUCUCUCUCUCCCUUUCCUUUUUCUUUGCUUGCGGUUAAAUUGUAGGGGAAAUGGCUAGGAUAAGUAGCCGUGCAAUAGUAGCGGGGGAGAACGGGGAAGGGAAGGCGGGAUGGAUUGGGUGGAUUGAUAGAUAGAAAGAGCUUGUUGGUUGU